Molecule: messenger RNA, 1544 nt
Organism: Culex quinquefasciatus (southern house mosquito)
Lineage: Eukaryota; Metazoa; Arthropoda; Insecta; Diptera; Culicidae
Product: alpha-amylase A
Exons: 2
Coding region: 6-1529 (507 amino acids)
Biological process (GO): carbohydrate metabolic process
Molecular function (GO): alpha-amylase activity; cation binding
Source: RefSeq, a predicted model, not a curated record
CAGACAUGAAGUUCACGCCGUUUCUCCUAGCGACCCUGCUGGUCGGACUCGCGCAGGGUCAGCUCAAUCCGCACUUUGUGCCCAACCACAGCGGAAUCGUACACCUGUUCGAGUGGAAGUUCUCGGACAUUGCGGCCGAGUGCGAACGCUUUCUGGGACCGCGCGGGUUCGGUGGAAUUCAGUUGUCUCCGGUGAACGAGUAUGUGAUCGUCCAGCGCGGGAAUGCCCGCCCCUGGUGGGAGCGUUACCAGCCGGUUUCGUUCAAGAUCGUGUCACGUUCGGGCAACGAGCAGGAUUUUUUGGAUAUGUCUCGGCGGUGCAAUGCAGUUGGUGUGAGGUUGUAUGUGGAUAUCAUCAUCAAUCACAUGGCGGCUCAUCCUGGGGAUGCUGGUGACGGCGUUGGACACGGGGUGGGAGGCUCAACGGCGAUUCCACGUAAUCGGGACUUCCCAGCUGUGCCGUUUACGCUCGCGGACUUCAAUCCUACGUGCCAAAUUACGGACUGGAAUGAUCCCAUCCAGGUGAGAGAUUGCGAACUGUUGGGACUGCCCGACUUGAACCAGGCUCUUCCGAACGUUCGUGACCGGUCCGUAGACUUUUUGAACCACUUGAUCGAUCUGGGGGUGGCCGGGUUCCGCGUGGAUGCCGCCAAGCACAUGUGGCCGGUAGAUCUGGAGGUCAUCUUCAACCGGUUGAAGAAUUUGGAUACGAGCUUUGGGUUUGCAGCGAGAUCGCGUGCCUUCAUGAUGCAGGAGGUCAUUGACGGAGGCCCACACGAGGGUGUCCGCAAGUACGAGUACGUUCACCUGGGAACGGUCACCGAGUUCAUGUACUCCAACUACGUGGGUCGUGCAUUCGUCGGAAACGACGCACUGGUUUGGCUCCAGAACCUUGGUGAAGAGUGGGGUCUUUUGCCGUCGGAACAGGCCUUGGUCUUUGUCGAUAACCACGACAAUCAGCGUGACCACGGAGCUGGAGGUCAGGGUGGUAACAUCCUUACCCACAAAGUCCCACGUCCGUACAAAAUGGCCACCGCGUACGCGGCGGCAUUCCCCUACGGUCAGCUCCGCAUCAUGAGCUCGUUCUUCUUCGCCGACGGAGAUCAGGGACCUCCGGAGGACAUCAACAACAACAUCAUCUCGCCGUCGAUCAACCCGGACGGAAGUUGCGGAAAUGGGUGGGUCUGCGAGCACCGGUGGCCCGCCAUUACCAACAUGAUCCACUUCCGGAACGUUUGCUGGGGCACGCCGAUGGUCAACUGGUGGUCCAACGGGCAGAACAAGAUCGCGUUCGGUCGUGGAAACUGUGGCUUUGUGGCGUUCAACAACGAGCCGCAACAGGACUUCCUGGAGGUGCUGCAGACGGGUCUGCCUGCCGGAGUGUACUGCGACGUGAUCUCCGGCAACAAGGUCGGCAAUUCCUGUACCGGAAAGAGCAUUCAGGUUCUGCCGGAUGGUCGUGCCUCGAUCAGUAUUUCUCGGGAUGCUGCUGAUGGUGUGAUUGCCAUUCACCUUCAGUCUCGACUCUAAAAUCGUAAUCUGGAG